CGCCAGAGGGAGAGAGAACGUCCUCUAGCUGUGUGCAAGGACACGGCCCUGAACGGUAAAACAGCUUUACUGCUGUUUCCAGCAUCUUGCGGGACGAGGAAAAGGUUCAUCAAUCGAUUUGAGUUUCGACUUUGGGAUAAGUGCGUGUUUAGCGUUUAUACACUGAAUUGUGAUUGCCUGAAUUAAGUUUUCAAACGUCGGCGUGUCACGAAUUUGAAGAAGUUUCCAAAAGUUUUCCAAAACUGCAAACUCCAGUCGGACGACAGGAGAGGAGAUAAUAUGAUUCUUCAAGGAGACCAGCUCCCUCUCCAAUAAGAUAAUGGAGUCUUACAUCUGUGGAGGAUGGUGGCGAUGGAAGUUCCGUAACGUCCUGCCAGUUGCCCUCCUGUUGAUGUCCCUGCAAAGACAAGCAGUGUUGAGCUGUAGUAACUCCAACUGCGUUGUGGUGCUCAAGGACUCCCAGGGUGAAUUCAACUCCCCCUGCUACCCACAAGAUUACCCCAGUAGUCAGGCCUGCAAGUGGACUCUGCAGGCUCCAGCUGGAUUCAUUGUGCAAAUAACCUUCUCUGACUUUGAGCUUGAGGAGGCCCUUGGGUGCAUCUACGACCGCAUCAUUGUCAACACCGGCAACCAAGAUGUUAAGUUUUGUGGCUUAACAGCCAAAGGACUGACGCUAAACUCCACCGGCAAUGUGAUGGAGGUGUCAUUUAACUCAGACUUUAGCGUCCAAAAGAAAGGCUUCAGUGUCAGUUACAGGCAAGUUGCCGUGGCGCUAAGGAACCAGAAGGUCACAGUGUCCAACGGCGCAGGCAAAGUGGUCCAAGUCUCCAACUCGGUGACCAUACCUACCCUUCAACAGUUCACUGUGUGCUUCGAGAUAGCCCGGCCCAACCAAAAAAGCAAGGAGACUAUCUUCUCUUACACCCGGCUAGAGGACAGCAGCGGUGAAGAAGCCCUCAGCUUCGGAAAUAACCAGGAUGGAAUGGCGCUGGUCAUGAGUAACGAGACAUGUCUGAUAGACUCUAUCCUCAACGCCUCAGACUUCACUUCCACCAUGAAGCAAUUCUGUCUCACGUGGGCCUCCACCACAGGCAAAGUGACCCUCUACUUCAACAGCAUCUACAGGGUCAAGACCUGCUCCAACACAAUUGGGCACUCGGUGGGGGCUGGGGGGCUCUUCAGGCUGGGGUCCCAUAGUAGCUUUGAUGGAACCAUCUAUAACUUCCGCUUGUGGAAUUAUGCCAUGGACAUGACACAGCUGGUCGCCCUCACCUGUGAUGCUGUCGGCAACGUCAUCGACUGGGACAACAGCUUCUGGGACAUCCCCUCUUCACUGGCACAGACGGACAGCGCACUGAGCUGCAUCUGUUUCCCACAUUGCAUACACUUAACAACGGCUGCUCCAUCUAGUGGUACCUCUGUACCCGUCUAUACAUCACAAACCACCAGCUGUGCCUCUCCUGGACUGGGCUGCCCAGCAACAUUAACUUCCACCAGCUCAUCCAUUGUCACCACUAACAUGAUUGCUACUAAUUCAACAACCCACGUUCUCUCUGCUACCACUUCAUCUGCUACCACUACUAGCAUGCCUCUAACUACCAGCUCAUCAACUGUUCAAACCACUACCACCACGACCACUCCUGCAGCUACAACUAAUGUGCCGACAUUACCCAGCACAACCACUGUUACUCAAACCAUUAUCCCAUCUGCAGCAGCCGCUACUAACACAACUCUAUUCUACAGCACAACCAAUGCACUGACAGCUUCUGCUACAACCAUUGUUUCAAACCCAGCUACAACUAACUUGCCUACCACUAACAACACAGUGCAUGUAACGACUACUCCCCCAUUAUCCCCUACUACUAACACCCCAGCUAACAUCACCACUACCCCGGUGUCUGAAGCCACUACUCCCCCACCGUCCUCGACUAACAUGUCUCCUACUGUCAUGUCCACUAACAUCAUUAAGCUAGAGGGUCUUUUCUACAGGAUCUCCUUUGUUGUCAAUGACAAGGAGGCCAAACUAACAGAGUCUGAUGUUGAGAAAACUGUUGCACAAUGGCUCAAUCAAACAUUCCAAAACUGGACACAUGUGGUCUAUGUCGAUAAUUUCAGAAUCCAGCCUAACAGUGACUCACAACUUAAGAGGAGUGCCAGUAAAAAAUUCACUUGCCAGGCCCUGCUGGUCUAUCAGACCAGCACCAAUGUGACCCUGGAAGAAGUAGCCAUCUCCACCAGGAUGGUGGGAAGCAGCCCUAACAUUGGCAAUGGACUGGAGCUAGAAACUGUCAACGUGCAGUCUGUCGAGAACUGCCCAGAGGAAACUCCCCUCCAUUAUAUCUGGCCAGAGAGCAGACCAACGGUCACUCAGUAUGUCCCCUGUUUCCCCAACAAAGACCAGACUGCAUCCAGAACAUGUGUGAUCAGCCCCCUGAAUUACACAGCGUUUUGGGGCGCCCCAGACAUCAGUAAUUGCACUGAUAUCGAUUCCAUCAAUGUUUCAGCAGAGAACGCUGCUGAAGUUGCCGACCAGCUUGCUGACAUCACCAACAACGAGCUCUCCACAGACGAGGUGUUCAAGGUGGUGGGCAAAGUGAAGGAGCUGGUCAACGUGGCCAAGAUCAACACCACUCUGGCCACCACCGUAUUGAACAUCAUCUCCAACGUGAUGACCAGCUCUGUGUCAGCCCUGGCUGUAGCCUCAGAGAGGACAUUGAAGACAGUGGAUGAGCUGGUUCAGAAGUUAGAGUUUGAUGGGCCUUCAGUGAGCAUCACCUCUAAAAAUCUGGCUCUGGGCAUCUCAACACUAAACCAUGGCAAGUUCAACGGGACCUCCUUCAGUGCCUUCAUACAGCCCAACACCACAGACCUCCAGAUUGACUUUGAGUCUAAUCAGCUGAAUCCCCUGGCUCAGGUCACACUGCCAGCUACUUUGCUCAAAAACCUAACCGACGCUGAGACCGCUGCCAUCUCCAGGAUUAACUUCAUGUUCUUCAGCAAGAUAGGACUAUUCCAGGACAAACAGGACGGGAUGUCUCUUAACAGCUAUGUCGUGGCCAGCAGUGUGGGCAAUUACUCCAUCAGUAACCUGCAGGAUCCCGUGGAGAUUGAGAUAGUACACCUGAAUUACCAGCCAAAGCCAAAGCCAACCUGCAUGUUCUGGGAUUUUACCAUGAAAAAUGACUCAGGUGGCUGGAACAGUAAAGGCUGCAGGGUUAGUCCCAUGUCCAAUGGAAACAAGACUAUCUGCCUCUGUGACCAUCUCACACACUUUGGCAUUCUAAUGGAUAUCUCUGGAUCUGCUGCACAGAUUGAUGAGAAAAACACCAAGAUUCUUACCUUCAUCACCUACAUCGGAUGUGGCAUAUCGGCCAUCUUCUCUGCCGUAACGCUUCUGACUUAUAUCGCCUUUGAGAAGUUGCGUCGUGACUACCCGUCCAAGAUUCUGAUGAACCUGAGCACGUCACUGCUCUUCCUCAACAUGGUGUUCCUAUUGGAUGGCUGGCUGGCCUCCUUCGAAAUGGAGGGCCUGUGUGUGGCUGUGGCCGUCUUCCUCCACUUCUUCCUGCUCACAUCCUUCACCUGGAUGGGCCUUGAGUCCAUCCACAUGUACAUCGCCCUGGUCAAAGUUUUCAACACCUACAUCCGGAGGUACAUUCUCAAGUUCUGCAUCGUCGGCUGGGGUCUGCCUGCUGCGAUAGUUGCUACAGUGGUAGCUAUUGACAAAAACUCCUAUGGGAAAAUGGAGUAUGGAAAGGGGGACACUGGACAAGGCUCUUCUGAAUUCUGUUGGAUCCGGAGCCAUGUGGUGUUCUAUGUAACGUGUGUGGGCUACUUCUCUGUCAUCUUCCUCCUGAACGUGGCCAUGUUCAUCGUGGUUAUGAUCCAGAUCUGCGGUCGCAACGGGAAGCGUAGCAACCGCACUCUGCGUGAGGAGGUGCUGAGGAACCUGAGGAGCGUCAUCAGUCUCACCUUCCUCCUGGGCAUGACCUGGGGCUUCGCCUUCUUCGCCUGGGGACCCGUCAACCUGGCCUUCAUGUACCUCUUCUCCAUCUCCAACUCACUGCAAGGUUUAUUCAUCUUCAUAUUCCACUGUGCACUGAAGGAGAAUGUCCAGAAACAGUGGAGGAGAUACUUGUGUUGUGGCAGAUUCCGCCUGGCAGACAACUCAGACUGGAGCAAGACGGCCACUAACAACACCAAGAAGGUCAGCUCAGACACGGUGGGGAAGUCCCUGUCCUCCAGCUCUUUUGGCUCCAGUACAGCAAACUGGACUUCCAAGGCCAAAGCAACUCUAAACCCCUUUGCAAAGCGCAACAGUAAUGCAGGUAAAGGUUACUCCAACCAGACCAAUCCUAAAAGUGUCUCCUUGGAUGGUGAGGCCUCCUCUUCCUCCUCCUCCAUCAUCCCAGUGCACCAAGUCAUUGAUAAGGUCAAAGGUUACUGCUCGGCGCGCUCUGACAACUUCUACAAGAACAUCAUCAUGUCGGACAGCUUCAGCCACAGCACCAAGUUCUAGACCACCCAGCACUUCUCUUCUUCUCCCUGCUUUUUCUGCUAGCCCCUAACCAGUGGUGAUCUCCCCCAGUCCACAGUCUCACCCCAGGGUUGUAGCUUCCAGAGCAGCAGGGCUGUAUUGUUUUUACUGUACAAUAUUUGACUUAAUCAGCUGGUCCAGUCAAUGAGAUGUACUGAAAAGGGAAGUGGGAAAUGCAUAGUUCUGUAGAAAAGGGAAGGGCUAAGCGGAGAAUGGAGUUUGGGAUUUACAUACUGUGACAUUAAUCUUUAACUGGCUAUGUGUUGUGUAAAUAUUUAUGGUAUAUCUAAUACGCCCACUAUAAUUGAUUCUCAGUUGGUGUUGCACAUGCCUUGGGUUUUCAGUAGGGUCACCUUUCCUGUACAGAACUAUCAACAAUCUUAACUGUUCUGUUCUCAUUCUGCGAUCUGUAGAAAUCCAGUAUGAGCAACAGGGAAGCAAAAUCCUCCAAUCUGGACCAAAUAUUCAGGCUUAGGCCUAUAUUUCAAACCCAAAGACUACCAAACGUGAGGGAGUUUUUAAAAGCUGUAGCAUUGUCAACGUGUGCUCAAAAGGAACAGGUUGAGGUGUAGUUCUGGCUUUAGUCAUCUAUUUGUGAAUCCUGUGUGUGUUUAUUUGCUGGAAAGCAAUGUUAUGUUCCUUUACAGUGCCUUGCAUGAGGAGGUUUUGCAUAAAGUACUUUAUCUUGGUCAGCGUACCAACAUCAUCAUCACGACUAUGUUAUAUUUGUCAUGUAUAUAUUUUUUAAACCUUCAGAUGCUCUACUACUGAAUAACACAUGCAUAAAUGGAUGUCUGGUAUUGGUCCAUUCACUACUACUUCAUUUUGGUCACUUCGAUUUAGGACAACCUCUGUGGGUGACCUGUGUUUAAAGUGUCAUUUAGUCUGACCCUUCUAUGGAUAGAGGUUACCAGAGCCAUGUAUUUACAAUAUAUAUAUGGCUGUAGAAGUUACUAAACCCGCAGCCAUUAAACUUAGAUUUGGUAAGAGAGUUUCAUAAACAUUCCACAUUGAAUUGUUCCGCAGUACAGCAACUCACAACAUACUGUAAUGAUUGAAAAGGGACGACAAAACACUGGCAUUAUUUGUUCAUCCACGUUCAUGCCAACAUUUUAAAGUGGCAACAUGUUAAUCUGCUCUUCCAUGUUGCUUUAGUUAGCUUAAUAUGGUAGUCUUAUUUUCCCACCAAUAGGGGAACUGAAUAUAUUGCAUUACGUUAAAUGUUGCUGUGUGAGCUAUUGUUGUUUGUGUUUGUGAAGCGAUGGAACAAUGUUGUUUAAAAGUGUCUUUAUAUUUAUUUCUAUAGAGCUUUUUGCAUUUGUUAUUCCUCUUGAAUCCCCAAUGCCAUUUGAUCAGGACUAUGCCCCUGGAUAGAUUGAUAUACUGUUUUUGGAAAGAUGGACCUUGGUGGGCAAACAAAGCUUCGCUCUUGACCUGGGCAGGCGAACUGGGCCAGUUAUAUUUUGGAAGCAGUCAGUGUUUUCAACUGUUCUUUUCCAGCAUCAGGAAAAUAAUCGGAGCAUCAAUGAGAAAUUCCCUCAGGGGCCAAAUUUCAAGAGGUAAUGUGGUGUUGAACAGAUUUGGGGUCUUCAUUUCAAGAACGUGUGGGAAGGGAUUACAGUGGGUUGAGAUCGUAAGAUGGCGUUCUCAUCUUUACAAUGAAUUGGAAAAUGACUGCUGGCAUCAUCUUUAUACAUAUUUGAAUAAGAUAUCCCAAAAUACACAUUUCCCAAUAUUCAACAAAGUAGUUAUCAACCUUUAUCAAGUCAUGUUAUUUGUUAUAGGCUAUUAUUUAGAGGUGCACAUUGUUCUAUCAAUGCAGAGAGAAUCCAGACAUCAUUUUCUCUGAUUCAUUCGUACAUUUCCCUAAUAAUUAAAUAAUGUUUCCAGGACAAAGAGCUAGGAAAUUACAAUGGUUAGAUCCAAACCAAUAUUGUACUUAGAUGUAUCACUGAUUUAAUAUGGAUGGUCUGGGUCUAUUUGAAAACAUUCUCCAAACCCUGUUAUUCGUUUUUCCACAACUUUUGUCAAUAAUAUAUUUUCUUGAAGCUGUCUCUGUAUGUCUCAACACCAUUGAUGAAUUGUGUUUCACCAAUAAAGGCAAUUAAAAGAA
Molecule: messenger RNA, 6650 nt
Organism: Oncorhynchus keta (chum salmon)
Lineage: Eukaryota; Metazoa; Chordata; Actinopteri; Salmoniformes; Salmonidae
Product: adhesion G-protein coupled receptor G6-like
Exons: 32
Coding region: 320-4519 (1399 amino acids)
Biological process (GO): adenylate cyclase-activating G protein-coupled receptor signaling pathway; heart trabecula formation; myelination in peripheral nervous system
Cellular component (GO): membrane
Molecular function (GO): G protein-coupled receptor activity; laminin binding
Source: RefSeq, a predicted model, not a curated record